Emys orbicularis (European pond turtle) is the source of this 453-nucleotide messenger RNA. RefSeq names its product transmembrane protein 42 (gene TMEM42). The transcript has 3 exons. Bases 1 to 453 code for a protein of 150 amino acids. The record is from RefSeq and is a predicted model, not a curated record. Lineage: Eukaryota; Metazoa; Chordata; Testudines; Emydidae.
AUGCUGGCCGGCUGGGGCGCCGCGCACUCGGCCGUGGCCGGCCUGCUGGGGGCGCUAGCCGCCUGCUCCGCUAAACUGGCUCUGGGCGCUGAUUACCUGCGGGAGGCGUGUGCAGCUGCGGCCGGAGGGGAGGAGGCGGCGGCCGCCGGCGCCUGUGUCUGGUUACACGUGGUGCUCCGAGUAGGAUGUGUCGGUCUGGUGUUUGCAUGCAAUGCUGUCAUGUGGACCUUCUUUGCAAAAGCCCUCCACUACUCCUCUUCCUCAGCGACCGCCACGGUGACAACAACAGCCUCCAACUUCAUCUCUUCGGCCUUCCUGGGCAAGCUGCUCUUUGGAGAGACUCGUGCACUCUUGUGGUGGGUAGGAAUCAGCGUGACACUCUGUGGACUCCUGCUGCUGCACACAGCUUCACCUCACACAGAACAGCAGCAUUCUGAGAAGAAGGACAAAUAG